AUGAGCUAUCUCAAACAGAUCGACGUGGAAAACUUUAAAUCGUGGAGAGGGAAGCAGAUCAUCGGGCCUUUCCUCCGCUUCAGCUGCAUCAUCGGGACAAACGGAUCCGGUAAGUCGAAUGUGAUGGACGCUAUCAGCUUUGCCACAGGGGAGCGCUCAUCGUCCCUGAGAGUGAAGCACCUCAGGGACCUUAUCCACGGAGCGCACGUCGGUCAACCCGUGUCACGCUCUGCCACAGUCUGUCUGACGUACUGCAAUGAUGAAGAGGAGGAGACACAGUUCAGCCGCAGUAUCACUGGUGAUUCGUCAGAGUACCGGGUAAAUGAGGUCCAGGUGAAUCUAAGCCAGUACCUGAGACAGCUGGAGGAGAUCGGCAUCAUCGCCAAAGCACAGAACUGCCUCGUCUUCCAGGGCACGGUGGAGUCGAUUGCUCUGAAGGACCCUAAGGAGAGGACUAAGAUGUUUGAGAGUAUCAGCCAGUCCAGAGAGCUGUCCUCAGAGUACGAGCAGAAGAAGGCAGCCAUGCUCCGCGCUAAAGAGGACACACAGUUCCACUUCAACAAGAAGAAGUCUGCUGUGGUGGAGAGGAAGCAGGUUUCUCAGGAGAAGCUCGAGGCGGAGAGGUACCAGUCUCUGUUGGACGAGUUAAAUGAGCAGCGUCUUCAGCUCACUCUGACUCGUCUGUUCCACAGUGAGAGGAGCAUAAACUCUCUGAAUGAAGCUGUGAGGCUCAAACAGCAGGUGGUGUCGGUAAAGCAGAGCCAGUUGGGUGAAUGUGAGCAGAAGAUGAAAGCCCAGAGGAGAGAGCACGGACGACUGCAGAGAGACACACAGCUCCUCAACAAGAGCAUACGAGCUCAGGAGCAAGUGCUGUCCCAGUGCCAGUCUCAGUACAUAAAGGCCAAAGUGAACUCGUCUCACCAUAAAAAGAAGGUGGAGGAGACGCAGGUGGCACUGAGGAGAGCAGAGGAGCAGUUGGAGUUAAAGAAACAGGAGCUGAGACAGGGGAGGCAGGAGGUGGAGGAGCUGGAGGAGGCCUGGAGGAGCUAUGACCGAGAGGCCAAGAGACAGCAGAUGUCCAGGGACAUAGAACUGAACCAGGGCCAGUUGGAGCGUUACCAGGAGCUGAAGGAUCUGUCCCGGCGUCAGAGUGCAGUGUUAAACCAACAGGCCGAUAAACUGCACUGGGACAUCGAGGCUGACCACGAGAGACUGAGUUUAGACCAGCGCAGGCACAAGGAGGUCCAGGCUGGGAUCAGGAACUAUCAAACUCAGCUAGAGGAUGUGAUGUGCCGAGCCCAGAAACUAGAGGAGUAUACCGCCACCUGCAGAUCCUCCAUCGAUGCCCUCCAGGAGCAGGAGCAGUCUCUGAGCUUGCAGUUGCAGACGAGCAGAGCCAGAGCAGAGCAGGUGCAGACGGAGCUGGGGGCGGUGCUGCAGGAACUGGGCAACGCUCGACUGGAGACACAUGAAAACAAACGCCAAAGUCAGAGGAAGGAGGUCCUGGAGAGACUUCAGAGGCUGUGCCCAGAUACUGUGUACGGGCGCCUGUCGGACCUUGUCAGUCCCAUCCAUAAGAAAUAUCAGCUGGCCGUGACUAAAGUGUUCAGCUGCUUCCUGAACGCCAUCGUGGUGAGCUCCGAGCGCGUGGCCCGAGACUGCAUCCAGUUUAUCAAAGAGGAGCGCUGUGAGCCAGAGACAUUUCUGCCCAUCGACUACCUCGACGUACACCCUCUGAACGAGCGUCUGAGGGAGCUGUCUGGAGCCAAAAUGGCCGUGGACGUUGUUCAGGUGAGCUCCACUGCCAUCGCUCCACAGCUGCGGAGGGUGGUGCAGUUCGUUUGUGAGAAUACCCUGGUUUGUGAGACCAUCAAAGAGGCUAGAGUGCUGGCUUUUGACCGACGUGAGAGACACAAGACAGUGGCUCUGGACGGGACCAUGUUUUCAAAGUCGGGGGUGAUUUCUGGAGGCUCCAGUCACCUGAGGAGUAAAGCUCGCUGCUGGGACGAGGCUGAAGUCAAGGAGCUGAAGGAACGAAAGGAAAAACUUGCAAAAGAACUCAGUGAGCUGAUGAAGCUGAGCAGGAAGGAGGCUGACCUGAAGCAGAUCCAGGCCGAGUGUCAUGGAGCUCAGACCAGACUCAAGUAUUCAUCUACAGACCUGGACCUGCUCAGGAGGAGAGCUCUGCCUAAAAUACAGGCUGACAUCUCUCGCCUGGAGAGCGACCUCGCAAACCUGGAGUCAGAGAUCCAGAUGCAGGAGGAACAUCUGGAGGAGAAAGAGCAUCAGCUGAAGAGGAUCAGGAACCAGAUGGAGCAGAUGGAGGACGAGGUGUUUGCUGAGUUCUGUGAGGAGAUUGGAGUGAAGACUAUCAGAGAGUACGAGCAAGAGCAUCUCAAGAAUCACACGGAGCACGAUAAGAAGAGGCUGGAGUUUGAGAGUCAGGUGGUUCGUCUGAACGCUCAACUUGAAUAUGAACAAACUCAACUCCAACAGCAGAAGAAGAAACUGCAGCACCUACUUGAGACGGUGGAGAGAGAGGAGGAAGUCGUGGAGGAUCAGAGUCAGGAUGAGGAGAAUCUUCUGACCGCAGUGGAGGAUGGACAGAACAAAGUCCUGGACCUGAAAAACCAACUUCUGUCCAAGAAAAGUCAAGAGUCCAACGCCAAAGCUGAACUGGACCUGAGGCUGCAGAGACUUCAGGAGAUCAACAAGGAGCUGGUGAAGCUGCAGAUGGAGGUGAUGACUUUGGAGUCGGAGUUGGAACAGAAACGACUUUUCAGACACAACCUGCUCCUGAGCUGCAAGAUCCAGGGUCUGCCCAUCAGACUGAUAUCAGGAGACCUCAGCCACGUGUCACAGCUGGAGGAAGAGUCUGAGAGCACUCUGUCCACUGUGGAGAUCUACGAGAGAGAAGCUCAAAUCAUCAUCGACUACUCUGGCCUCAGAGAGUCUGUACAGUGUCUGCAGGAGGAGCAGGAGGUGGAGGCCUGUGUGGAGCAUCUGACCGACUCAUUACUGUCCCUAGAGGAGGUCCUGGGUCGUACAGUGGCUCCAAAUCUCAAAGCUCUGGAGAAGAUGAGACAGGUCAAAGAGAAGCUGCAUGACAUCACGGAAGCUUUCAAUGCAAGCAGCCGAGUGACGCGGAGGUGCAGUCUGGAGUUUGAGGCAGUGAAGAGUCAGAGAUGUCAGCUCUUCACUCAUUGUUUUGAACAUGUGUCUGUGAAGGUCGACGAGGUCUACAAACGUAUAUGUAGAAACAAGAGUGCACAGGCGAUCCUGAGUGCGGACAACCCGGAGGAGCCAUAUUUAGGAGGGAUCAGUUAUAACUGUGUGGCUCCAGGUAAAAGAUUCAUGUCCAUGGAUAAUCUGUCUGGAGGAGAGAAGGCUCUGGCGGCGCUCGCACUCGUCUUCGCCAUUCACAGUUACCGUUCGGCUCCGUUCCUGAUUCUGGAUGAAGUGGAUGCUGCUCUGGACAACUCCAACAUUGGAAAGGUGACGAGUUUUAUCCGAGACGAGUCCCGACAGAAUCUGCAGAUCAUCGUCAUUUCUCUGAAGGAGGAGUUUUUCUCCAAAGCCGAUGCUCUGCUCGGAGUUUACUCUGACUUGGACGAGUGGAUGUUCAGUCGUAUUCUGACCCUUGACCUGCGCCCGUACUUUCUUGCCUCUGACGACAACGGGCAACACUCGCAAAAUGGCCAACAGUAUCAAAAAGGCCACCACCACGAAGCCUCAGAUCACCACCGAUCUCCCACAACUCCAUAA
Molecule: messenger RNA, 3765 nt
Organism: Periophthalmus magnuspinnatus
Lineage: Eukaryota; Metazoa; Chordata; Actinopteri; Gobiiformes; Gobiidae
Gene: smc1b
Product: structural maintenance of chromosomes 1B
Exons: 27
Coding region: 1-3765 (1254 amino acids)
Biological process (GO): sister chromatid cohesion
Cellular component (GO): cohesin complex; chromosome; nucleus
Molecular function (GO): ATP hydrolysis activity; DNA binding; protein binding
Source: RefSeq, a predicted model, not a curated record